Brettanomyces nanus is the source of this 1512-nucleotide messenger RNA. RefSeq lists its product as uncharacterized. Gene Ontology annotation, biological process: protein insertion into mitochondrial outer membrane. Gene Ontology annotation, cellular component: outer membrane; SAM complex. The transcript has a single exon. The coding region runs from base 1 to 1512 and encodes 503 amino acids. Lineage: Eukaryota; Fungi; Ascomycota; Pichiomycetes; Pichiales; Pichiaceae. The record is from RefSeq and is a predicted model, not a curated record.
AUGACCAAUGAAAACGACUUCGAUGAACGAUUCAUGGAAUCGUUUUCAUCUGAUUCCAGCGAUACCUCCAAGAGCAUGAAAAUUGCCUGGCAACAACAGGAUGCAGUCGGCAAAUACAAUCGAACAGUACUAAACAAUAUCAUAGCCGAGAACCGAACGAGACCGGUCAAAGUCCCCCAAGUCGUUGUACUUGGUGCUGGAGAUAGCUUCAGAUAUGCUUUUCUACAGAGACAGCUCCAACCUUUAUUAAGCAACAACGAACGACUCACUAUGGAGGAUUUCUUAAAGAACGUUGAUCUCACCGCACUUAACUUUAUGAAGACAGGUACUAUAAGAAACAUCGGACUUAGUUUGACACAACCGCAGAUGAAAUCGCCCACGAACUGUGAAGAUACAUUAGAGUUCGUAGCCAACUUGAAUGUUCUUCCAGUGAAGAAGUUCUUCAUGAAAGUGGGUACCAACGUGGGUAAUGGUGAAGGAGACGGAUAUCUUACUUUACAAUGGAAGAACAUUUUUGGAGGAGGGGAGUUACUUAACUUUGACACCAAUCUAUCUUUAAAUGGACUUGGAACAAAGAACAAGUCACAGUAUCUACUCAACUACUCGAUGCCUUUGAACAACAACCCAAACCUAAAGUUUGAUUCCUUAGUGUAUCAUUCUUCUAGACUUAUAGAUUACACCACAUAUCACGACCAAUACUCUACGGGUAUUACAAAUAGAAUAAGUUCAAACUUUUUCCCUUCAGAAAAGAAGUUCAAUCAUGAAUUGUCUUUUGAAAACCUUCUAAGAGGCAUCAAAAUGGCAUAUUCGCCUAACAAUUAUAGAGGAAAUUCACUUGUUAACGACUAUUUCCUUAUGAAUGCUGGCCAUUCGUUGAAAUCCAGCUUGUGCUAUACUUUGAAGUAUGAUUCUAGAGACUCUCUGGUACUUUCACGCCACGGUAAUGCUCUUAAAAUAUCCUCGGAAUUAUCAAUAUUACCUGGUUCAAGAUUUCUUAAAAAUUGUUUAGAAUCAUCUUCUAGCCUUCCGUUGACAGAUACUUCCUGCCUAAAUAUCAACUGGAAAUUGGGAUUAAUUACCAGACUAUAUGGUGAUCCUGUGAAUCCGAUGGAUAAGUUUCAACUAGGUGGACCUAACGACAUGAGAGGCUUCAUGCUAUCAGGAAUGGGUCCUAAGCAGAUGGGUAUGUCAAUUGGUGGUGAUGCUUUUUUUGCUGCAGGUAUCAGCUUGUUCAAUAAAAUUCCCUUCGUUGCCAAGGAUUCCAAUUUCAAGAUGCACAGCUUUCUUAAUACAGGAAAGCUAAUCAAUGUUGGAAGCUACAAGGAUGGUGGUAGCAUAUCCGAUAUUGCUCGUGGUGUGACUACAGAAGUCGACCUUAGUGCAGGCUUAGGUGUCGUUUAUGCACAUCCUGCGGCAAGAUUCGAACUCAACUACACUUUACCAUUGGUGGCACACAGUGGAGACGAUCUUAGAAGAGGCUUACAGUGGGGAAUUGGAUUAUCAUUCUUGUAA